Molecule: messenger RNA, 2672 nt
Organism: Peromyscus maniculatus bairdii (prairie deer mouse)
Lineage: Eukaryota; Metazoa; Chordata; Mammalia; Rodentia; Cricetidae
Source: RefSeq, a predicted model, not a curated record
UACAACUGCGGGGUGAUUAAUGAAACGAGACCUUGCACUUUUGUACAGCUCCUCACCAUGGAAAAACCCUCGUGGAGAAAGUAUGUGAUGAAGUCCCUAGCCAUGGGAGAAAACUUCUUGUUUGUGGUGGAUGGUUUUGAUGAGCUGAAAUUCCCAGCCGAAGUGCUGAUGCAUGACAUCUGUGGGGACUGGAACACAGAGAAGCCUGCGGUUGUCCUGCUGAGCAGUUUGCUGCAGAGGAAGAUGGCCCCCCAUGCCACACUGCUGGUGACCACGCGAACACAGGCGUUACGGCAAAUCCACCUUAUGAUAGAUCAGCCCUUCCUUGUAGACAUUCGGGGCUUCUCGGAAUGGGAGAGGCAGGAAUACUUUCAAAUGUUCUUUAAAGAUGAGCAGGGCGGUGAAGACACGGUGGAGAGCGAUGAUGUAAUGGCACUAAGAGCUUUAAAUGCACUGAGAGGCAAUGCGGCUCUCUUCCCCAUGGCCUCACUUCCUUCUGCAUGUUCAAUAUUCUGCGUCUGUCUGGACCAAGGGAUGAGGAAGAGGGAAGACCUUGCUCUGAGGUGCCAGACCCAUACCUCUAUGUUCCUGAACUACCUCUUCAGUGUCCUCUCACCAGAAACCUACCAAAGCUGUUUGAAAACGCAAGUCCCGAGCACGUUCAGGAAAGUGUGUAUCCUGGCUGCUGAUACUCUGUUGGAACAGCUGCCUGUGAUCUGUGAAGAAGACUUGUUGAGAUUAGACGUGAACCCGAAUAUAAUGCAUCUUCUUGAUUGCAGGAAUGUCAUUGAUCAGAAGGAGAGCAACUGCUUCAGCUUCUACCACCUCAGUGUCCAGCAGCUCAUGGCUGCCUUCAUAUUUGUUGAAGAACUUGAGAAAGAAGAUAAACGUGUCUCUAAAUACAGUAUGCAGAAAUUGGUUUCUAGGGAAACAAGAUUAAAGAACCCCAACCUGUCAGGAGUGCUACUAUUUGUAUUUGGACUCUUGAAUGAGACUCGACUUCAAAAGUUGGGGACCUUUUUUGACUUCCAAAUAUCAAUUAGGGUCAAGAAGAAACUCCUGGAGUAUAAGUCGGGGGAAAAUAAACCCUUCCCAUUACUGAUAGAUCGACAACAGAUUUUGUCUUGUCUCUAUGAAUCUCAAGAUAAGGAGCUUGUGAAGGAAGUCAUGGCCCUCUUUGAGGAAAUCUCCUUAGAUUUGAAAACCAGCACGGACCUCAUAAGUGCUUCAUUUUGCCUCAAGAAUUCUCAAAAUCUGCAAACAGUGUCCCUACAAGUGGCAAAGGGGAUCUUCCCAGAAAAUGAUGCUGUUUUGGAGUCGACAGCUCAGUAUCAAAGGUCUCAAGACAACCAACACCUGCUAGCUUUCUGGACAGACUUUUGUGACUUGUUUAAUUCAAAUGAGAAACUGGUCUUUCUGAAUAUUGGCAAGAGCUUCUUCAGCAGAUCCUCACUGGAGAUUCUGUGUGACAAACUGUCCUCUGCUCCCUACCAUCUCCAGAAAGUGCUCCUCAAAAACAUUUCCCCAGCCAAUGCAUACAAGAAAUUGUGCCUCAUUUUUAAUGGUUAUGAAACCCUCUCACAUCUGACCCUGAAAGGUGACAACCUGAGCACCAUUCUUCCCUCGCUGUGUGAAGUUAUGAAACAUCCAGCACGCAACAUUAAGUUUCUCGGUCUGUGUUCUUAUCCUACCGGUAUUCAGAAAUGGGAUGACUUCUUCCAGGCCAUCAAAGUCAGACAAUCCCUAACAUGUCUGGACCUCACCGACAAUGAACUCUUGGACAAGGGUGCCAGGCUGAUGUGUAAGACUUGGAAGCAACCGAACAGCACACUGCAGAGGGUGUCGUUGGAGAACUGUCGCCUCACUGAAGCCUGUUGCAAGGACAUCUCUUCCAUUUUGAUGGUCAGCCAGGCUCUGACACACCUCAAUCUGGCCAAGAACGUUCUUGGAGAUAAUGGAGUGAAAGUCCUGUGUGAAAGCUUAAGCUAUCCCGAGUGUAAACUACAGACCCUGGUACUGUGGUCCUGUAACAUCACCAGCGAAGGUUGCCGCCAUCUCUCAAAGAUGCUCAGCCAGGCAUUGAGUCUAGAGCACUUGGAUCUGGGGCAGAAUUGUAUCAGAACCCCAGGUACAAGGUUUCUGUGUGAAGCAUUGAAGGAACCCCAGAGUAACUUGAAAAGUCUGUGGCUGUAUGGAUGCUCCAUGCCUCCAAACAACUGCAAAGACUUUUCUGAGAUUCUCAGAAACAACAAGAGCCUGAACACUCUCGACCUGUCUCAGAACAACUUGGGAGCUGAUGCAGUCAAGACAUUCUGUGAACACUUGAAACAUAACGUCUGCCCCCUUCAAACACUCAGGUUGAAAUUUGAUGACGCUAACCCGAGUAUCCAGAAGCUGAUCCAAGAAAUGAAAAAGAGCCAUCCACAAUUGACCAUUAACAACGACCAAUCAGAUCCUAAGAGAAAGGGAUCUUCUUUGCCUCAUUUCAUCUUUUGAGGCCACCCAGUGUCUCUACCCUCCAAAUGAGUAAUGGGCCUUGAAGGUGUGGAUGAAGGCCUUCUGGUCACCCUCUCUGAUCUGUUGGUAGCUAGGCUAAAUGUCUUUAUCCUUUAUUCCACACAAGUCACUGAACAAUGUUACAUGUGAAAUGUUUAUAUCACGGGUUUAUUGAG